Messenger RNA from Cladophialophora psammophila CBS 110553, 1020 nucleotides. RefSeq lists its product as uncharacterized. Gene Ontology annotation, biological process: protein retention in ER lumen; endoplasmic reticulum to Golgi vesicle-mediated transport. Gene Ontology annotation, cellular component: cis-Golgi network; endoplasmic reticulum; membrane. The record is from RefSeq and is a predicted model, not a curated record. Gene Ontology annotation, molecular function: ER lumen protein retrieval receptor activity. The coding region runs from base 1 to 1020 and encodes 339 amino acids. The transcript has 2 exons. Lineage: Eukaryota; Fungi; Ascomycota; Eurotiomycetes; Chaetothyriales; Herpotrichiellaceae.
AUGAACAUGAACGUCUUCCGCAUCCUGGGCGAUGUCUCCCACACCGCCUCGAAAUGCAUUCUCAUCUGGGCCAUCCAUUCCAACAAGAGUGCCGAAGGUGUCUCUCUCUUAACCCAGAUCCUCUAUAUUGCUGUCUUUGUUACCCGCUAUCUCGACCUCUUCUGGGUCCCUCCCUCGGCGUCAUGGUGGAAUUUCAUCCUCAAGAACUUUUAUAUCUGGUCUUCCAUCUAUAUCAUCAUUUUGAUGACCCGAGUCUUCGCGCGAACCCGUGAGCGGGAAAAGGCCUGGAAGUGGGGUGCCUAUGCCACUGCUGCAUCAAUGCUUGCUGCUCCGCUGGUCUGCUUGACCUUCAAUGGUCCACGUCGAACGACCUUCACCGAAGUGCUGUGGACAUUCUCCAUCAUUCUUGAAUCCGUCUGCGUUCUCCCACAACUCCUGCUCCUUCGGCAGACGACCGUGCCUACUGUCAUUGACUCCUUCUACCUUGUCACUCUAGGCUCCUACCGAGCAUUCUAUCUUCUAAAUUGGAUCUAUCGGGCUUUCACCCCGUCCAAACCCGACGCAAUUUCGGUCAUUUUUGGCAUCAUUCAAACCGCAUUCUACAUCGACUUCGCGUGGGUGUACUGGACCAGGCAAAGAGUCAAGCUGAGGGGAGGUGGCAUUGUCGAUGCAGAGGAUCUGCGGAAAGGCUGGUUAGUCAACAGGGUCAUCAAUCCUGCUCGGCAGCCACCGGGAGAGGAUCCAGAGGCCGGUAAUGAAGAGAGCAAUGGGCAGCCGCAGCAACCGAAAGUCAACCGCUGGGGCCCCCGCGGUAUAUCCAUAUCGGCGGACGACACAUUGCAGGACCAUGACAAAGGCAAAACGGCAUCAAAGUCCGCUCCUCCCGAAGCCAAUCCGAUGCUGGAAGAGGAUACUUUUGGGUCGGAUGAGGACGAGGACGUUCCUAGGCUAGAUGGGCCUGCAAACAAGGUGUUGAACAGCGACGAGGAUUGGCGCGAGAUCGCGGCAUCGAGGCAAUGA